This is a messenger RNA of Prorocentrum cordatum, 396 nucleotides long. The record is from the annotation of a GenBank genome assembly. NCBI's taxonomy places the organism in Eukaryota, Dinophyceae, Prorocentrales, Prorocentraceae.
AUGGGCGCGUGUGGGACGGACCAUGGCAGAGUGUUGUCAUGGUGGGCGUUGAGCCAGCCGCCGGGGAAGGUGUCCGAGCAGGGUGCCGGCUUCAAGCGCGCUCGGCGCGGCGGACCGAACAUCCACGUGCCGGACGAGUCGGACGGCGUGAUCCCAGCUGGCACCCGAAAGUCGCGAGCGGGCGCUUACUACGACAAGGGCAUCCUCCACGCGUCCAGGGCCUUCGGCGGCGAGACCACGGACUACUACACAGACGUGGGCCACUCAAGUGCGGCGCCUGGACAAGAUCACUUCACAUACGAGGUCGGCGGGAAGGCCGUGGACGCCGAGUUUCCCUUAGGGAAGAGGCCGUUUCCAGACUUUUAUGUCCAGGCCGACCCGACGAAGUUCUUCUGA